AUGAAGAGUCUGAAAUAUUGGCUAUUAGAGCACCCUUCUAUUGUAUCGUUCCGGUGGAGUCCUACCCAAUCAUGGGGCUCCACGUGGUGGUUCCUCAUCUCUGCCAUCUCCUUUUACAUCGCCGCCGCCGUAACCCUUUACCUCAUCCUCAAAUUCUGCCGUUGCAGCCGCCCUAUCCCGUUGGGGCCCAUCCCCGCAAUCCACAGUAUCGCCAUGUCCUUAAUCUCUGUCACCAUAUUUAUUGGCAUGUUCUUCUCUUCCUAUGCUGAAGUACAAGACACUCGCUGGCUAUGGCAGCGUACCAGAACAACCCCUUUUGAAUGGUUACUCUGUUUCCCACUUGGUAUUCGUCCCUCUGGUCGUGUCUUCUUUUGGUCCUACGUUUUCUAUCUCUCUCGUUUUCUCCACCUGUUAAGGACAUUCUUCAUCAUUUUGCGUCACCGAAAGCUCUCAUUUUUCAGGUUAUUUAAUCACUCUAUUCUUCUUCUCAUGUCAUUCCUAUGGCUGGAGUUUUCACAAUCCUUUCAGGUGCUGGCUAUACUGUUUUCAACAUUGGUUUAUUCCAUGGUUUAUGGGUACAGAUUCUUGACAGAAAUUGGGUUACCUGGCAAAUCCUUUUCGUUCACGGUGAAUUGCCAGAUGUUGUUAUUGGUUUGUAACUUGGUGUGCCAUGUUGGGGUGCUUUCGUUGCAUUUUUUGAGAGGAGGGUGCAAUGGAAUCGGCGCUUGGGUUUUCAAUUCUGUGUUGAAUGUUGCUAUUCUUGUGCACUUCCUUAAGUCCUACGUGGAAAUGCAUUGGCAAAGGAAGGCUACACAUAACUCUUCUUCGAAAAGCGAUGAGGGUUCGGCUAAGCAAUCUAGACACAAUGCCAAGUUGAAGACUUAG
Messenger RNA from Gastrolobium bilobum, 885 nucleotides. Its product is annotated as elongation of fatty acids protein 3-like. Gene Ontology annotation, molecular function: fatty acid elongase activity. Bases 1 to 885 code for a protein of 294 amino acids. The transcript has a single exon. NCBI's taxonomy places the organism in Eukaryota, Viridiplantae, Streptophyta, Magnoliopsida, Fabales, Fabaceae. Gene Ontology annotation, biological process: fatty acid elongation, polyunsaturated fatty acid; fatty acid elongation, monounsaturated fatty acid; fatty acid elongation, saturated fatty acid. Gene Ontology annotation, cellular component: endoplasmic reticulum membrane. The record is from RefSeq and is a predicted model, not a curated record.